GCUUCAGAUUUUUCUGUCAGCAACCAAAACUCGUGGCCUUUUACGUGUACCGUUCGCGUAUAUUCCAUUUUAGGAGUACUGAAAACUAAGGAUAUCCUGAUGGAGCACCUUAACUGUUUGGGGCUUAGCGAGCAAAAAGUGAAAGAGACUCUUAAAAAUGCUGCGCUUACAGCUACAAUUACUCGAGCUUUCUCCUAUUUGCCAACUGGUGUGCAGCUUACUCCGGCAAAAAAAUUACUCCUGUUCCAGGUUUGCUCGAAACUGAAACCGCAAAGUUCUUCUUUCUUGGAAAUUUUGGUAAGCAAGGUGGUUGACGGGAGUCUCGAUACAAGCCUCAGGGUCGAUACUGCUCUCGAGUACUUGCUAGCGAAUGUUGCAAAAGGCUCGUUCGACGAAGCUGAAUUCGACAGAACUUGCGGUGUAGGGGUAGUUGUGUCGCCAGAGGAAAUUGAGCGAGCAGUUGAGGCAGCUUUAUUGAAACACAAGGAAGAUAUUGUGCAGCAACGGUAUAGGUUUAAUGUGGGGAAGCUCCUUACGGAAAUCCGCCACUCAUUACCGUGGGUUGAUGGUAGAGCCUUAAAAAACGAAAUUGACGUGCAGAUAUUUGACCUCCUUGGUCCAAAAACGAUAGCUGACGAAAAUCAAAACAAGAAGAAGCAAGAAAAGGUUAUUCCAAAUGUAGGAAAGCCGACAGCGAUAAAUAAAACCGAAUCAACGACCAAUGGGCUAGAUGCGUUUCCCCGUUCUAUGAUCGAUUUGAUGCGAAACGUCGAAUUUCAUCGACCUGGAGAAAAUUUCAAAACGGAUGGUUAUGUUGUAACACCAAAAACGGAAAGACUGCUGCAGGAGCAUCUUCGACGAACGGAGGGCAAAGUACGAACUCGGUUUCCCCCCGAACCGAAUGGCAUUCUUCACAUUGGGCACGCGAAAGCUAUCAACAUAAACUUUGCAUACGCCGCAGCCAACGGUGGUGUAUGCUUUCUCAGAUACGAUGACACUAAUCCGGAGAAAGAGGAGGAAAAAUUCGUCCACGGAAUUCACGAGGUUGUCGAAUGGCUGGGUUAUAAACCGUUUAAGGUGACUUACUCUUCCGAUUACUUUCAACAAUUGUAUGAGUUUGCGAUACAGUUAAUUCGGAAAGAUUUGGCCUACGUAUGUCAUCAAACUGCAGAACAAAUGAAGGGGUUCACUCCGGAAACAUCCAAAUGGCGCGAUCGUCCCAUUGCAGAAAGCCUUGCCUUGUUCGACGAUAUGAAAAAUGGAAAAAUUGACGAAGGGGCAGCUACUCUAAGAAUGAAGGUUACAUUGGAAGAAGGUAAAAUGGACCCAGUGGCCUACAGAAUUAAAUUCACACCACAUCAUCGCACUGGCACUCAAUGGUGUAUCUAUCCCACGUACGAUUACACACAUUGCUUAUGCGAUAGCUUGGAGGACAUAACUCAUUCGCUUUGUACAAAGGAGUUUCAAUCGCGGCGAUCUUCCUACUACUGGCUCUGCAAUGCACUGGACAUCUAUUGUCCCGUACAAUGGGAGUAUGCACGACUUAAUGUCAAUUAUACUGUAGUUUCAAAGCGAAAGAUCAACAAACUUAUUACAGAAAAUAUCGUCAACGAUUGGGAUGAUCCGAGGUUAUUCACACUAUCAGCUCUUCGACGUAAGGGAUAUCCUGCUGAAGCAAUAAACAACUUCUGUUCCCUGAUGGGACUUACCGGUGCACAAACGUCUAUUGACCCCGCUGUACUUGAAGCAAGCGUACGUGAUGCGCUUAAUAUUACUGCUCGACGUACGAUGGCGGUACUAGUCCCCUUGAAAAUAGUGAUAAAAAAUUAUCCGCAUAACGGACCGGUAAAACUACCAGUACCUAAUUUCCCAAAUGAUACUGAAAGAGGUUCUCAUGAAGUGUGGUUCGACCGAAUUUUGUACAUAGAAGCGUCAGACUUUUUGGAACAAGCUGAUAAUUCUUUCCGCCGCCUAACAGUCGGACAAGCUGUCGGUCUGAAAUAUACUGGUAUGAUGAUAAGAGUGGAAACAAUAGUACGUACUGGUGACAUCACUACUCCAUUGGAACUAGUAUGUAACAGCGAAUUGUGCACAGAGACAGUUAAGCCAAAGGCUUACAUCCACUGGGUGGCCAAGCCCGUGUCCGUCGAGGUUCGACUCUAUGAAAAAUUAUUCGCGCAUAAGAAUCCAGAAGACUCCACUGAUGUUCCAAAUGGUUUUCUAAGUGAUUGUAAAGAGGAUACGAUGCGUUCGAUUUGUGGUUACGUCGACGAGCAUAUGAAACGUAGCUGUGUCUACGAAAAGUUCCAAUUCGAACGCAUAGGGUUUUUUUCUGUAGAUCCCGACACUAUCAAAUGUGGGCAGCUGAUCUUUAAUCGCACCGUUACUCUGAAGGAAGACGCAGGCAUGUCUAGUAAAUAAUGAAAUAUGAAAUGUAAUUUAUCGCGUAAUAAUUGGACCUAAUAAAGCUGUUUUCGUACAUGCAAUAUUUGGUAAAAGACUGGACAGAAAUAGGCC
Molecule: messenger RNA, 2517 nt
Organism: Anopheles darlingi
Lineage: Eukaryota; Metazoa; Arthropoda; Insecta; Diptera; Culicidae
Gene: GlnRS
Product: probable glutamine--tRNA ligase
Exons: 2
Coding region: 100-2421 (773 amino acids)
Biological process (GO): translation; glutaminyl-tRNA aminoacylation
Cellular component (GO): aminoacyl-tRNA synthetase multienzyme complex; cytoplasm; cytosol
Molecular function (GO): glutamine-tRNA ligase activity; ATP binding
Source: RefSeq, a predicted model, not a curated record